ACUGGCUCCCCUUUUCUACUCACCCCUUCUUAUUUCUCUGCCGUUUGACAAGAAAAACAUCAUCUCAAUUAUCGACUGAAGCACGAGAAAGCUCAAUCAACUUCGAAUGCUGUCAAAACACAUAAUCAGAUGGCCUCUCCUGCAGACAUUGUCAUUGCUCCCCAUGGGGAUAUUCAUCUCCUUGUCGGCCCCAACGCGAAGCGAAUCAAGGUGCAAUCGCUCAUUCUUCGCGUCAGCUCUACCGGCUUUUUCACACUUUCUGGACCCAACGGCCUCUGGAUAGAUGCCAAAACCAUCUCUCUCCCCGACGAAGACGGUGAAGAGGCCCUCGUAAUUGUCCUCAAUGCCGUCCACUACCGCGCGGAUAAGAUCGACGACCCGCUUCCCCCAGACAUGAUUCUUCGCGUUGCCAUUGUUUCGGAAAAGUACGGCUUCACUCAGCCACUGAAGCUCUGUGCCCGCGACUGGCUAAAGUGCGACAAUGUCCAUGAUGUACACAAGCUGUGCCAGCUUGCCAUUGCAUCCAUCUUGUUCCAGGACGAGAAAAGUUUCAGCGACACGACGCUGAAGCUUCUUCGAUCGUAUGCAGGCUCAUAUUGGCGCCUUGCUGCUGAGGUCAAGGAGUCGCUGAAGAGGACCCCCGAGACAGCUUUUCGGUUUGCUGGCAUGAUGGAGGAACGACGGACUCAACUUCGGAUGGACCUACUCUUUCACGUCCUCCACCGACCAUUCCUAACUGAACAACAAGCUCAAAUACUGUACAGCUGUUCGAAAAACUGUAUUUACAGGAGUCAUUCGUACAUGCAUUACAUCAAAGUUUUGGCCAACCCGCUCGCCACACAACUUGUAGAGUCGUCACUGACUCUAGCACGAGUAUCUGAAAUAUCUAUUGACAAGGUUAUCGAGGAUAUCGAGUCCAGAAAUUACUCCCUGAUGGAUUUUUCUUGACAACUCAGUGCUUCAAUCUGUUGGUGAUUCAUUCUUAAGAGGUGGCGGAGCUCAUGCUCAUGCUCAUGCUCACGCUCAUGCUCGUGUUGUGUUAAUUCUCAAUGAAAUGUAGUUGGCUGACUCAC
Messenger RNA from Lasiosphaeria miniovina, 1073 nucleotides. RefSeq lists its product as uncharacterized. Lineage: Eukaryota; Fungi; Ascomycota; Sordariomycetes; Sordariales; Lasiosphaeriaceae. The record is from RefSeq and is a predicted model, not a curated record. The transcript is spliced from 2 exons. Bases 130 to 948 code for a protein of 272 amino acids.